Cylindrotheca closterium is the source of this 2946-nucleotide messenger RNA. The record is from the annotation of a GenBank genome assembly. Lineage: Eukaryota; Bacillariophyta; Bacillariophyceae; Bacillariales; Bacillariaceae.
AUGAGUAGUCCACAAGCUGAGCCACCUGAUAAGAUCAAAGAAGUCGAAGCUGAUCUGGUUGGCAACAUCGAAGAUGGAGACUCGCGGUACGGCAAACACAAGUCCAAGCAAACGAGCUCCUCCAGGCGGACGUUGACCCGCUCUCCGCAGAGCAAAAGCAGCAGACAGAAAAGCAGCCGGCACCUCCGUUCACCUCACUCAAAAAGCAGGUCUUCCCGAAGGAGUAUCUUAGGGGAAAGCACCAAAGACUUGCAUUUUCAUGAUGCUCGCGACGCUGACAAAAAGGAAAGAGGGAAACUUCCACGAGAAGGCUUGCAUCGUAAACACAACCAACACAAUCGUGGUUUAAAAGAAUCGUAUCGACAUGCAAGUACGAAGUCUGCAAUGAGCAAGAGCAGUGCCGCAAUUGAUACACUAUACGGGGAUGAAGCCGAUUCUAAGGCCAAGGCGAAAUCAUCAAGGGGAAGCCCAGCACGUGUACGCGCUCCGGGGGUGGAACAUGUGCUGACCCCUUCAAGCAGCAAUAACGACGACAUUGUGAGUGCGCUGUAUGGAAGUGACUCGGAUACCAAAGCCAAGGCAUCAGGACGAAAUUUUGUCCCUGCAGUUGUUCCAGGCGUGGAAUAUGAAUAUUCGCACAGAUCUACAGCCAUUAAAUCUCCCACUAGUUCCAAAAGUAAUAGAGCCAUCAAUACGUUAUAUGGAAGUGAUGCAGAUGUGAAGUCCAAGGCGAAAUCGUCACGGGGGUUGGCAUCGGGAAACUAUCCGGGUAUGAAACAGUACAAUAGUCCUACUGCUACCAAUAGAUCAACGGCCAGUACCAUGAGCAAUACGACUAUCAAUACGCUAUACGGGAGUGAUGCGGAAUCAAAGGCCCGGACAAAAGGAUCAAGGGGGGGUGCUGAACCUGCCAGCGUUCCUGGUGUUGAAUAUUUGCACAGCCCACCAGCAAACAUUUUAUCAACUGGCGGCAGUGCAAGGAGCAAUGCCACGAUCAACACGCUAUACGGAGAUGACUCAGACGCCAAAGCCAGAGCAAGACGACCGAAAGGGGGUGGAGACUUGUCUCAACCUUCAGGUAUCGAGGGUGUGAACCACCAAAUGUCGACGUCUCUAGCUGAUAGUAUGUUUAGUACGAGCGCUACAGAUUUCCAACUUGCAGGAGAUGACAAUGCUGCUCGAAGGGCAAAGAGGAGGAUGUCGAACGGUAGUGCACAUUCUUAUUCUAGCAACCAUUUGGACCCGGAGCGCAAGACGACUGUGUCAACUACCGCGGGAGGCAGCUUGUCGUUUGAUGGCAUCAGUUGUCGAAUGCCCAAUGAUCCAGAGGCAGCUCCUGAUACUGAUAGGAACAAUUUGACAGUAGAGGAAAAGCCACGGAAGUCUCGGAAAAAGCGGAUAGCAUGUUUCUUGUUGCUUCUAUUGCUUAUUGCGGGAGGGGCAGCAGCAUGGUUUUUCCUUUUUCGAAACAACAGCCAGAUCAAAUCUCUUGGCAUCCAAGAUCCGACUCCUUCUGCGCCUUCGCUAUCCAAUAAAACAACACUUUCACCUUCGACUCCACUGUUUACGGAAUAUCCGUCAGCAUUGCCUACAUCACCGCCAACGGUGAAGCAGCUCUAUGAGCGUCCGAGCGAAUCCGAUUGUCAGUCUAUUGCCAGAAACCAAACAAUCCAGGGAAGAGAAACGAUGGAGACGGCCGAUUUCGGGUUGGACGUGGAAGUUGUGCUUUUCGAUGGUAGCAACAUUACAGAAUCAUUGGUGCAAGAGCUGUUAGAUGCGAUUCAGGAAAAGAUCCUUCCUUCCUUGGCUGGGUGUUCUGUAAUCGUGGACGAGCUAUUGGAGGCAUGGAGGUUUGUUAUUUUUGAUGCCUUUGUGAAAGGUAAUGCUGCACGAGACGAAAAAUGUCAAGAUAGAGAAUUGAUGACGAAGAAUUGUCAUCGGGUUUAUGUGGAACUGGCUCUUUUUCUGAAGGGCAAGGUCAGGUUUCUUGAUAUCAUUGGUCUGAUCAGUGACGGAACAUUGAAUUUGUCGAAUCAUCUGGGUCUAUCGGAUCCAUUUUUGGUUGUCAAUCUUUUUGCUGCAAGAGGAUCAACCGCUGCUCCCACGAGUGUGCCAAGUGACAUGCCGAGUUUGAUUCCUACACAACUUCCAUCGGUGAAACCAAGUACCAAUCCAACAAAUGUUCCUUCAAUAGAACCUACUGUGGCCCCCAUUGGAGAGCCAUCAGGCUUUCCAACACGCAUCCCUUCUUUGCAACCAUCAAUGAACCUAACCGCAAGACCGACAGAUGUACCAUCAGAGAAUCCAAGUUUUAGUCCAACAGGAGGAUUGAGUUUUAGUCCAACAGGAGCAUCGAGUUUUAGUCCAACGAGAGCUCUAACGGUAUCACCGACUUUGAACCCAACAAGGAAUCCUACACCAAAUCCAACACCAAAUCCAACAAGCAGACCAACCCCACUUCCGUCCCCAGCACCAACACCACAACCCACACCCGCAAUCGCCGUCAUUACGCAGGCGAAUGGACCCUACACGAAUUACCCUGUGAGUCAAUCUUCUACUAGUUGGGGUGGUGUUGCAAUGAGAGCAAUCGAUGGCAACAACAGUGGGUUAUUUUGGGAAUCAUCCAUAUCACAUACUGAAAGUGGUCCAAAUGAGUGGUGGCAAGUCGAUUUGGCAACUGGUGCUGGAAGGCCUGUUGUUGUGGACUACAUUACUGUGUGGAAUCGAAAUGAACGUAACUAUGCACUACGGCUCGCUGGGUCGAUUGUGCAUCUUCUUGAUGCGAAUCAAAAUGACAUUACUCCACUAAGUGCUAGUAAUGUACUGACUGAUGCCAGGGAAAUAACUGUCAACUUCGGGAUGGUACCAAACGUCGGUUUUGUAAAAAUCAGCCAAAAUGGAAUUUUGGCACUUGCCGAAGUUGAAGUAUAUGGAUAUGUGCCGUAA